This is a messenger RNA of Trichoderma atroviride IMI 206040, 4581 nucleotides long. Lineage: Eukaryota; Fungi; Ascomycota; Sordariomycetes; Hypocreales; Hypocreaceae. The record is from RefSeq and is a predicted model, not a curated record.
AUGUCUCAGCGAAUUUUCUUCUCAGCUUUCUUGAUUCUGUGGCUGGCGAGCCGCGCAUCUGCCGAUGGCGGCGACGACUUUGCCAGUAACCUCGCCUCGGAUCUUGGGCCGAUUAUUGCCCUAUUUGGUGAACGGGUAGUCAUGCAAUUCAUGAGCCAGGCUAUGGGCAUAGCAGACUGCAUCCUGUUGGCCGUGGCCCCAAUUGGAGCCAUCACGACUGUUGUAAGCGCCAUCAGGGUAGCAGGACCAGCAUGGCUAAAAUCAUUUAUCGGACGAGCGAGAGAGAACCUUGCUGCGGCAGAGGUAGAGGUCAUGUCAUCUACCUCAACAGAAACUUGCGAACUUUGGAAUGGCAACAGCGUGGUCAGAUGCCCCGGGUCGGCCGAUAUUUAUCAGUUCAUCUGUUUGAUCCCGAAAAACAAAGCAAACGAAGAUCUAAAGUCAUUCGAUGUUGGAUGCACAAAACUACGAGCAGGUGUCCAACAAAAGACGGAGAAGAAGAAUAGUGGGAAUGCUGAGGAACUCCAAUCCGAUGGCCAAGCAACUGAACAGGUUCAAGAAGAAACGAGGUGGUUCAUAAAAACAAAAAGAACUGGGCCUCCAUAUAUUCGGCGGGGCUUCAGAAAAUGUAUAAGCCUGGCGUCAAAGAAAUGGAAGCUAGUCUCUCCGUUUCCUUCCCAUGCAAUCCAAAACACCGAAGAAGAUUUAGACAAAGAUUUAGAAAAAAAUGCGUCAAACAUGGGCUCUCCCACAAAACACUCUAAACGUUCAAGCCCAACGGCAUCCACGUCAUCACAAAGUAUGGAAGGCAUGGAAAUCAUUGUCCUUGAGGAUGUAGAUGGCAGCGCUCCAAACCUUCUACUCAACUGUCACGAGAGAGUCGGCCGGAGCGCAAUCUAUCUUGCGGCUACUAUUGGUCUAAUUCUGCAGCUUGGAGCUGUGAUAUAUUUUGGUGUUAUCACCUAUCACAAACCUACAAAGAACACAUUCUUGAAAGAUGGUCGAAGGGUGGUCAAAUACGCUUUCCCGUGUGCCGCGGUGGGAACUCUGCUAUUAGUUCUUGGCUUGUUCAUUUGCUCUUGGGUUGUUACUGAAAGCACUGACGAAAUAUACUACGAAGCGAAGAACCACCAAAUAUAUGUUGUCUGGCUACAAAAAGAUCACACUGUGAGCGACCAAGUGUUCAAACCAUUUGCGGUCUACCCGACUAGCAAACGAGAAUAUGUUACACUCUCGCGACGGAAUAUCAAGCAUCGACCGAAUGAAUUUAGGGACCUUUUUCUUAUCAUAAUGAAUAAGUUAUUCAAAGACAGCCGCCCGGUUGAAAUGUUGAAUCAUUAUUACCAAGGAAAGUUAAAAAUGGGCGAGAAAAAUGGUGAUUACAUGAAAGGAAUUCUUGACCAGCCGUUGUACUGGCCAUUGAAAUUUAUCACAUUUAUUGGCGCUCUUAUUUCUCUCAUUGGAUUCAUUUCGCAAUUUAUCGGGAUGCGAGGAUUAAACUGGACGGCAUCAAUUGUGCAGCUUGGCAUCACAAUAGUGGUAACUAUACUACGUGUCAUAGUCCGACGUGGUUUAGGGAAACCUCCAGCUCAUACAUCCUUGAACCCAAAAUUUGAGCUCGACUGGUUUGUCUUGAGCCUUAGAGAUGGCGAUACAGCGCCUUGGGCCAAAGCUGAUCACAAUUCAAGAGCUUCUGGCAACCGAAAUAACGAUCCACAAGAUGAAAUGUCUUCGAAAUGGGAGAUUUGUCCCGGGGGUGAACUGACAUAUCAUGAGGACGACAACGAGCCUAUCAAAGCUUCAGAACCUCAUAAAAUUAUGCAGAUACGGAAAAGGCUGGGAAAGCUUUCUAAGUGGAAAAGUCCAAUCCAGGAAGAGGCUACCCACCUAUCAAGAGCCCUUGAGGCAGUCGCGAAUACAUUCUUGAGAGGGCAAUCAAAAGUUAAAACAGUCGCCAACACAGGCUCGAGUGGACAGUCGAAUACUGAAGCAGUCUCCAAUACAGGCUUGAGUGCAAAGCCAAAAGAAAACUAUAAAUGGAGUAUCCCAGCGAUUUAUACAGCAAAUCAUUUAGAAGGGCCCGUCGAAGGCCAUAUCCACAUAAUUAUAUAUAAAGACGAGCAGCAUGGAUGGCAAGUUGACGAAGCAGAAAUCGAAGCCAUUCUCUCUCUAUGGUUAUACUCAUCCUCACCAACAGACCAUCAUAAAGAUAGUCGACCACGACAUUUAAGAGUGUAUGGACCAAGUAAAACCGAAAAGCGCCUAAAUAGAGACCUUGAGUGGUGGAUGCCCGAAAAUAUCCCUCAAAACUUCAAGUAUACAAAAGAUGAGAUUACCAUACUCACUCAAAAAGGAUCUGAACGCACGGUCGUGGGCUUUAAAAUCGAACACGGCAGUGCAAAAUUACCCACCAAGACCCCAACUAAGAAAUAUUUUGUUCUAGAAUGUCAAGACAAUCAGCAAAGGCUCUUCUCGCGGGAAUUAUUCUUUUCAUUUAUGCGCGCACUUGCAAAGCUGCCCGAGAUUGAUACUUCAAGCGCAUCAAGCGAACAUCCAUUAUCUUCUAGCACAAUAACUAAAGAGUGGAAUCAUAUGAGAUUGAAGAACAACACUAUCUCUAACUUAGCCAAAAGGUUGGAAAAGAUCGGAUUCGGAUCAUUAUCGGACAUAUACAUUGAUCUAAUUAUGCCUCUCAGCCUUGAACAUAAGCUGACAGACGUCAAGAAUAUUAUUGAUGGCGUUUCAAAGGAAGCACGUGAAUACGAACGCUCACUACAAUGGGAAAAGCUAGUUGACACUUGUAUCUGUCUUCUAGAUUUAGCUCUGCGCUUCGAUCUCCAAAAGGAAUCUUCUUCCCCGCGAGCUAUAGCUAUCUGCCUCGGAUUUCUUUACAGAUUACAUCAUGAAGCAAAGCUUCAGAAAUCUGAAAGAAGAACAGAAGAGGAAUUGACAAAGCAGCUCAAAAGACUGAGAAGAAGAUUUUUUAAGGACCAUUUGGGAAAUAUAGCUUAUUUUCCAGCCGUCUUGAAAGACAAAUAUAAAGGCUUCGCCAUGUCUCUCAGCACACUGGCCGGGCCCAACAACAACAGCCCAAAAUCGUUUCCGGAUAGUUUUCAAAUUGCUGCUGAAAAUCUCAACACCAUAAGAGAAAUAAAAUCAGAGAAAAAGCCACCCAUUCCUGAUAUCAAAGCAUUUGAAAAGACCGAUGCCUUCGGUUGGUCACUGCUCCACUAUGCUGCCCCUUUGACCUUAGACAUAUAUGAUAACAACUGGGAAACGAGCGACAGCUUUAUAUUUCUUAACUCCCGAGACCUCAUGGACUGGACACUUUUGCAUCAUGCUUGCUUCUUCGGCAACGAGACGAUGGUAAACAUGCUGCUCAAGUACCGAGCUCAAAUUGAGAUUGCUGGAAAAGAUGGAAUUACGCCAAUGCACUGUGCUGUUCAAAGUGGGAAAGCCAAAAUACUACAAAUAUUAGUGGAUGUGCUCGAAAAAAGACGCAAAACAAAUACUAGAAAGAGUGAACACUACGUGGAUCACAACGAGAGACACCCGAUUCACUGGGCUGCAGUCAAAGGAAACGUGGAGAUGGUUCGCAUAAUGGAAGACGAUAUUAGUCAAUCAGAUCGAUUCGGCUGGACUCCCCUUCAUCUUGCUGCAAUAUACGAGCACGAAAAACUACUCCGACACAUUUCUGAAGACCACACAGAAGUUAUAAAUGCAACUGACAAUGAACUCCGCACGCCUUUGCGUCUUGCUGUGGAAUACGAAUUAGUAGACGCCGUGAAGAUUCUACUUCAAGCCGGCGCGAAAGUGAACACCACUGCAAAAGAUGGCUUAACUCCGUUUCAUGUGGCAUUAAAGCAAAAAGAGAAACAAAUUCUCCAAAUUUUCCUGCAACAUGGAGCAAAUAUGGAUGUCCUGGAUACGGAAGGUCGUACGCCACUCUAUCAGUCUGUGGAAGAUGACGAAAUCGAAACGAUCAAGAUGUUAAUAGACAAAGGUGCAAAUGUUAAAAUAGCGAGAAAAGAUGGAAGAACGCCGCUACACGUUGCGCUCAGUCGUAGGCAAGAUGGGUUGGAAGUUGCAAAGAUAUUACUUCAAGCCGGUGCCGAUGUUAAUACCGAGGCUGAAGAUGGUGCAACUCAACCCGAAAUCGCCCAAGCUUUGCUCGAUAAGGGAGCCAACACGACGAUACUCAACUUUCGUGGCUUCUCACCGUUACAGCAAGCUUUGUACAGUGAAGAUCUUACAACAGCGCGGAAGUUGAUAGAGCAUGAUAAAAGGUCCACCACCAAAGCGGUUUUACAAAAGAGUGAGCGAGGUGAUACUCCGCUACACACACUGGCUGCCAGUAAUUGGCAAGAAGACACUAAGUGCAACUUGCUUGAAGGACUCCUGAGCAUUAGCCCAGAGAUCGAUAUCAAUGCGAAGAAUGAUAGAGGACAAACACCACUGGAUUUCGCGCUCUCUGGGGCAAGUGGCCUGUUCAUUGAUAAAUUGCUAGAAAUUGAUGCAAAGCCGGGUUCAACGUUUACGGAUAGAUUGUUUAUCAGAAGGUUGGAAGAGCAGGUACUAUGA